Messenger RNA from Myotis lucifugus (little brown bat), 5244 nucleotides. It is a transcript of the gene FRMPD4, whose product is annotated as FERM and PDZ domain containing 4. NCBI's taxonomy places the organism in Eukaryota, Metazoa, Chordata, Mammalia, Chiroptera, Vespertilionidae. The record is from RefSeq and is a predicted model, not a curated record. Gene Ontology annotation, molecular function: protein binding. Gene Ontology annotation, cellular component: cytoskeleton.
AUGACCCACAGGACGAAGUCUUCAGGCUGGCCACCUCCCUCGGGAACCUGGGGCUUGAACCAGGUCCCGCCCUAUGGAUGGGAGAUGACGGCGAGCCGGGAUGGCCGGGACUGCUUCAUCAGUCACAUGACACAGGCAAUCCCAUUUGAUGACCCCCGGUUGGACAGCUGCCAGAUCAUUCCCCCGGCCCCGCGGAAGGUGGAGAUGCGGAGGGACCCCGUCCUGGGAUUCGGCUUCGUGGCGGGGAGUGAAAAGCCAGUGGUCGUUCGCUCAGUGACACCAGGUGGCCCCUCGGAAGGCAAGCUGAUCCCGGGAGAUCAGAUCGUAAUGAUUAAUGAUGAGUCAGUCAGCGCUGCGCCGAGGGAGCGGGUCAUCGAUCUGGUCAGAAGCUGCAAAGAAUCGAUACUGCUGACUGUCAUCCAGCCUUACCCUUCUCCCAAGUCAGCGUUCAUUAGUGCUGCAAAGAAGGCCAGAUUAAAGUCCAACCCCGUGAAAGUGCGCUUCUCCGAGGAGGUCAUCAUCAACGGGCAGGUGUCGGAAACUGUUAAGGACAAUUCGCUUCUGUUUAUGCCAAAUGUGUUGAAAGUCUAUCUGGAAAACGGGCAGACCAAGUCCUUCCGCUUUGACUCGAGCACCUCCAUAAAGGUGACACAGCGGCCCAGCUCCCACAAGAUGAGGUGUCUUUUCCGAAUCAGCUUCGUGCCGAAGGAUCCGAUCGACCUGUUACGGAGGGACCCGGUUGCUUUUGAAUAUCUCUACGUGCAGAGUUGUAAUGAUGUCGUACAGGAGCGAUUUGGGCCGGAGCUGAAAUACGACAUAGCCCUGCGGCUGGCGGCCUUGCAAAUGUACAUCGCAACCGUUACCACCAAGCAAACGCAGAAAAUCUCUCUCAAAUACAUCGAAAAAGAGUGGGGAUUAGAGACGUUCCUUCCCUCGGCUGUGCUGCAGAGCAUGAAAGAGAAGAACAUAAAGAAGGCACUUUCACACCUUGUCAAAGCAAAUCAAAACUUGGUACCACCCGGCAAAAAGCUCUCUGCCCUGCAAGCCAAGGUCCAUUAUCUCAAGUUCCUCAGUGACCUUCGUCUGUAUGGGGGCCGUGUGUUCAAGGCAACACUAGUGCAGGCAGAAAAGCGCUCAGAAGUGACCCUCCUGGUGGGGCCCCGAUAUGGCAUAAGCCAUGUCAUAAACACCAAAACCAACCUGGUGGCUCUCUUAGCUGACUUCAGCCAUGUGAAUAGGAUCGAGAUGUUUACCGAAGAGGAGAGCUUGGUGAGGGUGGAGCUCCAUGUGCUGGACGUGAAGCCCAUCACGCUGCUGAUGGAAUCAUCAGACGCCAUGAACUUGGCCUGCUUAACAGCUGGAUACUACCGGCUACUUGUGGAUUCCAGGAGGUCCAUCUUUAACAUGGCCAACAAGAAAAAUGCCGGGACCCAGGAAACAGGAACUGAAAAUAAAGGAAAGCUUAACAUCCUUGGCCCUGAUUGGAACUGUAUACCCCAAAUGACCACCUUUAUUGGCGAAGGGGAGCAAGAAGCCCAGAUAACAUAUAUAGAUUCCAAACAGAAGACGGUGGAGAUUACGGAUGGCACCUCGUGUCCAAAAGACCACCGGCACGUGUACAUCGCCAACACCUAUAAUCCCGAUGAACUCAACCCUCAGCUGGCGCAGCCGGGAGACGCUCCGUGUGAGGCCGACUACAGAAGCCUCGCUCCGCGGUCUCUGUUGACCUUCUCAGGCCCAGAAACUCUCAAGAAAGCACAGGAGUCUCCGAGAGGAGCCAAAGUGUCCUUCAUUUUUGGAGAUCUCGCCAUGGACGAGGGGAGCAGCCCCCCAGCUCUCAGCUACGACAGACUCUUGGACGAGAAUCCGGAGCUGCUGGAGAAGCAGGCGAAUCUGUACAUGAGAAGUGCCAACGACAUGAAGAACCUGGACCUCGCCCCCGACGCGGAGAACAUCCCGUUUGGGGAAAACUCCGUGUACGCGAACAUCGGCGACGUGAAGAGCUUCGAGGCCGCCCCGGGCAUCGAGGAGCCCCUUCUCCAUGACAUUUGCUACGCGGAAAACACCGACGAUGCGGAGGACGAGGACGAGGUGAGCUGUGAGGAGGACCUCAUGGUGGGCGAGAUGAACCAGCCCGCCCUCCUCAACCUGUCUGGCUCAAGCGACGACAUCAUUGACCUCACGUCCCUGCCGCCUCCAGAAGGGGAUGACAACGAGGACGACUUCCUGCUGCGGUCCUUGAACAUGGCCAUCGCCGCGCCCCCGCCUGGCUUUCGAGAUAGUUCGGACGAGGAGGACUCUCAGAGCCAGGCGGCCUCCUUCCUCGACGGCAAGGAGCCGGGCGGCGGCCUGCAAAACGACGAGAUCCCCGUGUCCCUCAUCGACGCGGUGCCCACCAGCGCCGAGGGGACGUGCGACAAGGGACUGCCUAAGCCCGCCGUCUCCCCGCUGGGAGCUCUGGGAGCUCUGUCCGUGUCAGAGGAACAGCAGACCAGUAACAAUUCAGGUGUAGCCAUCUUGAGGGCUUAUAGCCCCGAGUCUUCCUCAGACUCGGGCAAUGAGACUAACUCUUCCGAAAUGACGGAGAGCUCUGAGCUGGCCACGGCGCAGAAGCAGUCCGAGACCCUGUCCCGCAUGUUCCUGGCCACGCCCGAAGGCUACCACCCCCUCGCCGAGGAGCAGACCGAGUUCUCCGCCUCCAAGGCCCCGGCCGCGGCCUUGCCCCCCAAGGCCUCCCACGCCCUGGCCGCCCGGCCCGUGCCCGUGACCGUGACCGACGGGCCGUCCAAAGUCGUGCCUUCCAAGCAGAUCCUGCACUCAGACCACAUGGAGAUGGAGCCCGAGACGAUGGAGACCAAGUCGGUCACGGACUAUUUCAACAAACUGCACCUGGGCUCGCUGGCGUAUUCCUGCACCAGCAAGAGGAAAAGCAAGCUGGCCGACGGGGAGGGGAAAGCGCCCGCGAGUGGGAACGCGCCAGGGAAGAAGCAGCCGGGGGCCAAGUCCGCCGAGGCCGAGGAGGACGCCAAAGGUAAAUUUGGGACCGUGUCUUCCAGGGACGGGCCGCACCUGGCGCUUUUUAACCUGGAGAGAACUGCCUUCCGCAAGAACAGCCAGCGAUGGUACGUGGCCACGGAGGGCGGGGCGGCUGACAAAGGUGGCCUGGAAGCAGCCACGGGGAUCUUUUCCACGCGCUUCCUGGGUCUGGGGCCACGGGGAGGGCCGAAGGGAAGGAAGGAAAGGGGCUCCCGCGUGGGGAAGGCCCCUGAGGUUUCAGGACUGGGCCAGCGGGACCACUUCUUAACUGACGCGACCUGUGUCCCUUCAGCCAAAGACUUAGACCACCCAGGGGAUGCCGACCCGUCGACCUGUGACCGUCCCUCCCAGCUGCCGGCGCGGGAGGAGAGCGUGGCCCAUCUCUGUGACUACCACUUGGCCAAGCGGAUGUCAUCGCUGCAGAGGGAGGGCCAUUUUUCUCUCCAGAGCUCUCAAGGCUCUUCGGUGGACGCGGGCUGCGGCACGGGCAGCAGCGGCAGCCCCUGCCCCACCCCCCGGGAGGCCCCGCUUCUGCGCUCCGCGGGCAAAGGCGGGCCUUACGGCCUCCGAAGAGAGAGCCCCCGGGCUGCCCAGCACGGAGCCCCCUUUAAGGAAUCACACCCUCAGCCGGAAGGGGUGUGUCCCCGGAUGACAGUGCCUGCCCUGCACACAGCCAUUAAUGCUGAACCCCUGUUUGGGACUUUGAGAGAUGGAUGUCAUCGACUCCCCAAGAUUAAGGAAACCACAGCAUCCCAGGCCUACGGAGAGGCUGUGAGCUGGCAGCCACUGGAUCUGAGAGGGGAGAGCCAUGGGACACCCCCCAGCCAGAGGGCUCUGAGACGUAGCAGCAGCGUCCUCUCAGGAUGUGUAGGUUUGGAGACCUUCCGAGAGAGAACCAAGGGUACAGUCAGCUUAAAGUGUCCAGGUGUCACAGAAGAAGCACAGGAGGCCACUUCAGAAAGGCGAGCAGAACUCCCCCUGGGAAAGAAGCUCACCAAAAGUUUUUCCCAAAGCUCGAUGCACUUUAGCCCCGACGGGAAGGCCCACAAAAGGUCCCCGGUGGCUCACAAAGACUCAAAGCUGUAUAAGACAUUGCCUUUGAGGAAGCUGGAGGGCAGCAAUUGGAGAUGCCGGGGACCUUUCAGCUACUGCUUCCUAAACCGAGGGCAGGAUGAAGAUGAGGAUGAGGAUGAAGAGGAGGGAGCACCCACCCACCGGGUCUCUUGCCUCUUUCCACUACAGAUGACUAAAGCCAUGCCGGAACCAACCAGCCCACCCCUGGCUGUUGGGAUUCAGAAGCAAGAAGGGGAGCUGUCCAGGUGUCCAGUGCUGAAGGUCUGGGCCGAAGACCUGAGUGGCCCGGACGACACGGACUUCAGCAACCUGGCUUUUGAUGCCCGGAUUGCAAGAAUAAGUGCCCUAAAGCAGAGCACAUAUGCAAUGCCCGAUGGGUUCCUCGCAGCCCAAAAUGAUGCCAAUGAGCUGCUCUGCCUUGUCAGGGCAACCAAGGGGAAGAGAGAGGAGUCACGCCCUGAAGCAUAUGACCUUACACUUUCUCAGUACAAGCAACUGUUGUCCAUUGAGUCCAGACAGUUAGGAAGUGCCUGUAGGAAAAUGGCAAUGGCCGAGAAAAGCCCAGAGGAGAUGCUCGUAGCUAUGACUUCCAGCUUUCAAGUGCUCUGUUGCCUAACAGAAGCUUGCAUGCGAUUAGUGAAAGUCGUGAGCUCCGAAACACAGCGGCAGGAAAUUGUAGUGAAGAUCGAUGAAGUGGUCAUAAACUACAUUUGUCUCCUGAAGGCUGCCGAGGCAGCCACAGGAAAGACCACUGGGGAUCCCGGUGUCGGGCUGUCGACGCGACCUUCAACCACCAUGGCCGCCCUUGGCUACUUCCUCUGGGACAGCUUCAUCCUUUUCAUCACAGCCACCGCGGUGAUUUCUGUCGCGCUGCACACGGUGACUGAUUAUUUCUUAUCUUUGGCCAAGACCCACUUCAACAUUUUCAACAAGCGCUGCGUGGAGAUCGGUGAAAGCGUGAGAGGGGAGGAUGUGUACAUCAUCCAGAGCGGCUGCGGGGAGAUCAAUGACAACCUGAUGGAGCUCCUCAUCAUGAUCAACGCCUGCAAGAUCGCGUCGUCGUCCCGGGUGACCGCCGUGAUCCCAUGCUUCCCCUACGCCCGCCAGGAUAAGAAGGACCGGCUCUGGGAUUGA